Messenger RNA from Kluyveromyces marxianus DMKU3-1042, 1548 nucleotides. It is a transcript of the gene LDB17, whose product is annotated as Ldb17p. The record is from RefSeq and is a predicted model, not a curated record. Gene Ontology annotation, cellular component: actin cortical patch. Gene Ontology annotation, biological process: endocytosis; actin cortical patch localization; actin cortical patch assembly. The coding region runs from base 1 to 1548 and encodes 515 amino acids. Lineage: Eukaryota; Fungi; Ascomycota; Saccharomycetes; Saccharomycetales; Saccharomycetaceae. The transcript has a single exon. Gene Ontology annotation, molecular function: Arp2/3 complex binding.
AUGACAAGAUUGCACGAAGAAUUAAGUAUGGGACGAUACUUCGAUGAGGAAUUGUGGUUCGAACAAAGAAGAGUAAUUGCAAAGAAAUCAGCAAUAUAUAGCUGGCCUAUGAGUAUGGCUACAUCAGCAAUAAUAGAGGAUGAUACCUUGGUGGAAUUUUGGGAAAAGCUCGAAGGGUUAUUGGAUGUUGACAUUAACAAUGAAUCUGAUGUAAAUUCUGCUCUAGUAUCUUUCAUAAAAAUUACUGCUGAUCACUACAGCAGCUUAAUAAAGUGCGACCAGGACUUGUACCGUGUCGGACUGAUACUAGUUGAAUCUGAGAUGUUCGAAAGGACGACAGAUUUUUGCCUCCGGAAGCUACUAUCGCUAUUGUCUAUCGAUCUUCUGGAAUUGAGCCUAAAACUAAUUAUUGCGUACAUUAUACUAUACAAAUGCAAAAUAGACAUAAGCUCUAUGGAUAUUUUGGUAGAGAACCAGGGAUUUGUUGUUAUCUACAAUAAUAUCUAUAGCAACUUUGCUUAUCUCAGCAAAUACAGUAAUGAUUCUCCAAGGGAAGCGGAGGAGCAACAGACCGAAACUGACACCGAUAUAAUAGAGGGCAUCAAACAUCUAACAACCAUUUUAAUCGAUAUAAUGUAUCAAUUUUUCAGGUAUUCUAAAUGUCAGAUUGCUAAUCUACAGAUGAUAGACGAUUUCUUCAUAUACUACCUCGUGAGUAGCGUAAGAUCUGAUGUCAUUGACGAUAUAUUCAAUAACAUCAAAUUCAAAUUACUACUUGCACUAAAUGAGCAAUACAUGAUAUUCGGGUACGAAUACGACAUAGAAAACAAAGCAUAUGAAUUCAUUCUCAACCAAACAAUGUCCAAGGAUUUUAUUGGGUUGCUAUUGUUAAAAUUCAACCGAGAAACCGAUGCUUCGUUACUCAUUAUGAUUUGCAAGGUGAUUUACAUUAUCCUAACAAAAGAUUUAAAAGUUGCCAGAGACUUCUUUUAUCUUAAUGAUUUAAAUGUAUUUGUGGAUGUCUUGCUUAGAAAUUUGAAUAAUAUUUCUGAAAACGAAGAAGUAUUAAGAAAUACGUACUUGAGGGUUCUCCUACCAUUGUUGAACAAUACCGAACUCUCAAGCACACAUUAUCAUAGGGAGGAAAUUGCAAAAACUCUUGAAUUCUUUACUGAUGCUGGUAAUUUCUCUGCAAAUAAAGUUCCGACGAUCGAAGAGAGAACAACAGUAAGAAUGGCAAAGAGAUGCCUAACCGAAGUGAAAUGGCUGGAACAUGACGGCCAACCAUAUGGUGAUCAAAAUGACAGCGAGGAGAGCCGUAGAUCUAGUAUUAGUACAAAAUCUUCUAGUACUACACCUCAAGACUCAAAGCCUCCGAAUAAUUUCAACCAUAUUUACAGAAACGUGCAAAAUGCAUAUUCUGCAGAUUCCAUCAACCAUAGAACAGCCCAACAGAUCCCACCUCCACCUCCACCCUCAAGAAAGAGCAAACACAGAAUUGGAAGUGAUAAGAAGCUUGCAACUGCCAGUUUAGAAAUUUCAAAGUAG